GCAGCCAACAUGGCGGACCUAGAGGCCGUGCUGGCCGACGUGAGCUACCUGAUGGCCAUGGAAAAGAGCAAGGCCACGCCGGCGGCGCGCGCCAGCAAGAAGAUCGUGCUGCCCGAGCCCAGUAUCCGGAAUUUAAUGCAGAAGUAUCUUAAUGAGAGAGGUGAAUUAACAUUUGACAAGAUUUUCAAUCAGAAAAUCGGUUUUUUGCUUUUUAAAGAUUUUUGUUUAAAUGAAAUUGAUGAAGCUGUCCCUCAGGUGAAGUUUUAUGAAGAGAUCAAAGAAUACGAAAAGCUUGAUUCUGAAGAAGAGCGUCUCCGGAGGAGUCGGCAAAUUUACGACACAUUCAUAAUGAAGGAGCUUCUGUCUUCUUCCCAUGUAUUCUCAAAGCAAGCUGUAGACCAUGUACAAACUCAUCUAGCCAAGAAAAAAGUGCCCUCAAAUCUUUUUCAGCCAUACAUAGAAGAAAUUUGCGAUAGUCUUCGAGGCAACAUAUUUCAAAAAUAUAUUGAAAGUGACAAGUUCACUAGAUAUUGUCAGUGGAAAAAUGUAGAGCUAAAUAUUCAUUUGACCAUGAAUGAUUUCAGUGUACAUAGGAUUAUCGGCCGAGGAGGAUUUGGUGAAGUAUAUGGUUGCAGAAAAGCUGACACUGGAAAAAUGUAUGCAAUGAAAUGCCUAGAUAAAAAGAGGAUCAAGAUGAAACAAGGAGAAACCUUGGCCUUAAAUGAGAGGAUCAUGUUGUCCCUUGUCAGUACGGGGGAUUGCCCUUUCAUUGUGUGUAUGACCUAUGCCUUCCAUACCCCUGACAAGCUGUGCUUCAUCCUGGACCUGAUGAAUGGGGGAGAUUUGCACUAUCACCUCUCACAGCACGGGGUGUUUUCUGAAAAGGAAAUGAAGUUCUAUGCUGCCGAAAUCAUCCUGGGCUUAGAGCACAUGCACAACCGUUUUGUGGUUUACAGAGAUUUGAAGCCUGCAAAUAUCCUUUUGGAUGAAUAUGGACAUGUGAGGAUAUCAGAUCUUGGGCUUGCCUGCGAUUUUUCCAAAAAGAAACCACAUGCUAGUGUCGGCACCCAUGGCUACAUGGCUCCCGAGGUGCUCCAGAAGGGGACCGCGUACGACAGCAGUGCCGACUGGUUCUCUUUGGGGUGUAUGCUCUUCAAGCUUCUACGAGGUCACAGCCCUUUCAGACAACACAAAACCAAAGACAAGCACGAGAUCGACCGGAUGACACUCACGGUGAAUGUGGAGCUUCCAGAUGCAUUUUCCCCGGAAUUAAAAUCCCUCUUGGAAGGAUUGCUACAGAGAGACGUCAGUCAGCGACUCGGCUGCCUGGGAAAUGGUGCAGAGGAAGUAAAAAGCCACAUAUUUUUCAAAGGAGUCGACUGGCAGCAUGUCUACUUGCAGAAGUAUCCUCCACCACUGAUCCCUCCCCGCGGUGAGGUAAAUGCUGCAGAUGCUUUUGAUAUUGGCUCAUUUGAUGAAGAGGACACCAAAGGCAUUAAGCUGCUAGAUUGUGACCAGGAGCUUUAUAAGAACUUCCCUCUGGUAAUAUCCGAACGCUGGCAGCAGGAGGUGGCCGAGACAGUCUAUGAGGCUGUAAAUGCAGACACCGACAAGGUCGAGGCCAGGAAGCGGACCAAAAAUAAGCAGCUUGGCCACGAAGAAGACUAUGCUUUAGGGAAAGACUGUACGUUGCACGGAUACAUGUUGAAACUGGGGAAUCCAUUUCUGACGCAGUGGCAACGCCGUUAUUUUUACCUCUUUCCAAACAGACUUGAGUGGAGGGGGGAGGGAGAGUCACGGCAAAACCUGGUGACGAUGGAACAGAUUGUGUCAGUGGAAGAAACUCAGAUUAAAGACAAAAAGUGCAUUUUGCUGAGGAUAAAAGGGGGAAAACAAUUGGUCCUCCAGUGUGAGAGUGAUCCUGAGUACGUGCAGUGGAAAAAAGAAUUGGUAGAAACCUUUACAGAGGCUCAGAGGUUAUUACGGCGGGCUCCAAAAUUCCUUAACAAACCUCGACCAACUGUCGUGGAGCUUUCGAAGCCUCCGCUCAGCCACAGAAACAGCAACGGCCUUUAAUGUGAAGGGAUGCUUACAAGAGACUGUGAGCGCCACAAAGUACUGUGUUCCCACCCCCACUCAGGGCGUUGUGUGGAAGAAUUGGGCACAGAGCUGGGAGUUUGGGCACAGGCUCGCUGGCUGGCCUGGAUGGUGGCCUCGAGGACCAGAGAAGGAAGUAGAGGAGUUCUCACUAACGGGAGUCAGUGGCAGCUUCUCGCUCUCCUGUCAUUACACCCUGGCGGUGUUGGGAAUUGCCCAUACUUUUAAACUACUGAAGAAAGGAAGAUUUUGUUUUCUUUGCUAGACACAUACUUUUUUUUUUUUGGUCUAUACUGAACCUAGAAUUUGAAGUGGUUACUACUUAGCCCUUAAAUUUUGACAUCCAAUAUCCAGCCUAUCUCCAGAUCUUCUCAGAAGGAACUUGGGACCUACAGUGUGGAAUGGUAGAGUACCUUUAAUGUUGCCAUACUGCAUCCAUCCCUGCUGGUGUGAUCUGUCUUUGCUCCAUACUCCUGGCGACAAACGACCAACUGCGUGAUUUUCUGAUGCUCUCAGAUACUGUCUUUUUUUUUUUGUCCUGGGCUACAAGUUGUAGAUUCUUUAUGAAAAGCUCAGAUGUUGAUCCAUCUCCUUGUUUGUUGUCCUCACACAUACUAGCUGCCACUGUCGUCCUUGGGACUUGGGGAUCUUGCAGUAACCAUUGAGGAAGGGGGGAUUAGAGGAGCAGAAUCUAGAAUUCUGUUGUAUCAGUUGGUGAUUUAUGCAGUUUUGGAAUGGAUCUUUGGGAUGGUUGACAAUGAACUUGAAGGCAUUUCUUUUCAAUUCAGGGCAAAUUGCACUUUUAAAAAACCUUUGAACCCAUUACGCUCCAGUGGACAUACUGAGGUAGAGCCAUGGGGGGCUUUGGUACGCAUUCUUUGAAGUAGUUCUUCUCCUGUCCUUUUGACAGUUGGAUUUUUCUGCAUUUAAAAAAUGAGUGACCUUCCAACACAGUGAUGCUAAUUCUUCUAACUAGCUCCUCCAAAUGUGUGUUGUGACAGAUGACUUCAUGUGAUGAAGAAGUCAUAUUGCUGUUUGCAAUUUUGUAGAAUUAGACACAGUUUUUAUUAAUAGGUGUUAAAAUUAUGAAAAGUGAGUGUCCCAAGUGGUUUUAAAAAAAUACAUACAUACACACACAUAUAUACAUACGUGCAUAUGUCCACUUUCUUCACAUAAUGCCAUUCCUAUGUCCUAAGCAAAUGAAUUCUGUACAGCGGGCUGUAAUGGUCUGUUAGCAACGUCACAGCUCUGAGGGCUGGGCCAAUUCAGGAAUCCUCUUCCUGGUCACCUGUGGCUUAUUUCCUUCUGUUCUGAGAUGCUCCUAUACCCCUUUCAUGCACAAAACAAGCUCUCCAUCCAUUCUCAGAACUGUUUUUCUUCAUAGCAAAGUGCCAAGUGCCAACAGACUCAAGAAAUGGUUUAGAAAGUUAACUUCUCUUUGUGUGUGCAAUUGUAUCAUGCCUGUGGAAAAGAGCUAACAGUUUGGAUAACCUGACCCUCUGCUCUGCCGUCCCUGCCAUCCGUCCUCAAGGUCUACAGAGGUGCCAGGCAUUUCUUUGUAUCUCUGAGCUCUGUGAGCUGCAGAAGGGAGUCCCUUGAGUGCAGUGACGAUGUUGAGGCUCAGGGGAGGGCUUUCUUCAAGAGCCACCAAGAAAUUAUUUCAGUAAAUCUGCUGUAGAGAUGUAGCCCUCCUCUCCUUCCUCUUCCUCCACCUCCUGUCACCUCCAUGGCUUGGAAGCCUGUGUUCUCAAUCUUAGGGAUUUUCUAGUGUUUGCUGGAAACAUCCUUACAUUAUUAAAAGAACUAUGUUUACAUCAGAUGACAGAAUCCUAGGCAAUAUGCUCUACUCUGUAAAAGUGGCAUAUUCCCAGAUACUUUCAUGGAGACUCCAGUUAACUACAGAUGUAACUUUCCUCAUUAUAAUUUGGUCCUUAAGUAUUUUCGUGCAAUACAGAUGAUGGCAUGAAAGGCAUUGAGCCCCACCCUGCCUCAGUGAGGCAGGAUAGGUGCCAACCUUGUACUUAGAGACUCCCCUGGGCUCUCUUGUGGCUGGUCCUCAGUGAUCCAUGAGUGCCAAUGGCCUUGCUGUCCCAAUAUCCAGAAGCAGCUCCCUCUCCUGGCUGGGGGAUCAUGCCCCGCCCUCAGAGGGAAUGAUAGAAUGCCUAAGGAUACCUUCGUUUUUCAAAUUCUGAACUAAAAAGUGGCCUAAAGAGGCCUUUGGCUUUGUUGGGAUGAGUCUUAUUUCGAGAGACUUCCAGAAUUCACAUGUGGGUUCUAAAAACAUGACGGAGCAGCCCCUGCUCUGGUCAGUGUCACUGUUGGAGCCAGCAGAUCAAAUGGGACAUAUUUGUUUGUAGAAUGUUGAGCCUGUCCAGAUGGUGGGGAGCCAACCUCUCAUUGUACACAUGGAAAAUUAGGCCCUGGGGAAUGAGGCGAUUUGUCCCAGUUCAGGAAGUGAGUCAGUGGCCAAGCUUUUCAUCCCACAUCUCCGUUCUCUUGUCAUCCCGCUGCCUGAUCUGGAAUGGAGGAUUUCCAGAAUCAGAAUAGGAAGAAUUAUCCUUAGGAUGUUCCUUGCUGCCCAGGGCGCUAAACAGGGCAUCCAUUUUCCUUUGCCAUUUUUACCUCUCUACCAUAAAGGGGAUUGUUGGGAUCAAGCUAUCAAAUGCCUUGACGUUUGUCCCCUGCCCUUACAUGUUUAGGGUUAAGUUCAGAAAGUGAGCCUGUAAUUUUUAAAAAUUUUGUCUCAAUGCAGAGUAAGUUCCUAAAUUAUAUUUCAUUUCAUCAGCUUGUGUUUGGUUUUUAUUUGAAUGGUUUAGCAUAGUUGUCUGAAGAUAGCCUAAAAAUGUAAGGAAUAUAUUUGUGGCAUUUAAAAAUAUUUAACCAAGGAUUUCUU
Messenger RNA from Trichosurus vulpecula (common brushtail), 4990 nucleotides. RefSeq names its product G protein-coupled receptor kinase 3 (gene GRK3). NCBI's taxonomy places the organism in Eukaryota, Metazoa, Chordata, Mammalia, Diprotodontia, Phalangeridae. The record is from RefSeq and is a predicted model, not a curated record. The transcript has 21 exons. Bases 10 to 2076 code for a protein of 688 amino acids. Gene Ontology annotation, biological process: G protein-coupled receptor signaling pathway; regulation of signal transduction; protein phosphorylation. Gene Ontology annotation, molecular function: G protein-coupled receptor kinase activity; G protein-coupled receptor binding; ATP binding.